UCAGCAGUCUAGUGCAAAUACGCGUUUACAACACCUUGUAAACACUAAAUAUAUUGCAUUUAUGUGGACGUUAUUUUCGGUAAAUCAUAACUCGUCUGAAAUCACACAACAUCGGUCCUCCAUCGACGUUUUAACGAGCGUUAUACACACAAUAUUUAUCCACUGAUUCAUUGAUUCUUUACUUGUCAUGUGGUAUGUCAUCAUAGUGCAAGGUAACCAAUCUUUUGAAGACGUUUCGGGAUUGAUGCCUAGCAGAUUAAGAUGAAACUGUCUGAAGCCAUUACGCACAAGAAUGGGAGGCAGCGGAAGCCUCUGGUGUCCAAAUUGGACGUGAGUGAAAGGGAGCCCAUGCUGUCUGAUUUAGAUGUGGAUGAUGACGACAAGGAAGCUCUUUUGCAGAACUCAGACAGGGAAGAUGGACCAGCUAAUGUGCGUAAUGGGAUUCACGGAGAGCUGGGCAGUGUUGCCCUGCUACUGUUCUUGUAUGUGCUUCAGGGCAUUCCCUUAGGCCUGGCUGGAAGCAUCCCUCUCAUCAUGCAGAGUAAGAGCGUCAGCUACAAGGACCAAGCCUAUUUUAGCUUCGUCUUUUGGCCCUUCAGCCUAAAGCUGCUCUGGGCUCCCCUGGUGGACUCGCUAUACCUGGGGAAAUUUGGUAGGAGGAAGUCGUGGCUGGUACCCACUCAAUAUCUGCUGGGUCUUUUUAUGCUCUAUCUGUCAUCCACUGUCGAUGCAAUGCUUCAGACAGAUGGACAGAAGGGACCUGAUGUGAUCACCCUGACUGCAGUCUUCUUCAUUCUGGCUUUCCUUGCAGCCACGCAAGAUAUUGCCGUUGAUGGCUGGGCUUUGACCAUGCUGUCCAGGGAGAAUGUGGGUUAUGCCUCCACUUGUAACUCUGUGGGCCAGACAGCUGGAUAUUUCCUAGGCAAUGUAUUGUUUCUUGCUCUUGAGUCUGCUGAUUUUUGCAACAAGUAUCUGAGGUUUGAGCCUCAGGAACAGGGCAUUGUAACACUCUCAGAUUUCUUGUUUUUCUGGGGGAUUGUUUUCAUGGUGUCAACCACUCUGGUUGCGGUCCUGAAAAAGGAGAAUGGCAGACAACACUGUUCCAAGAAGAAGCCAAGAGAGGAGGCAAAGGGUGUUAUGGAAACUUAUAAGCUUUUGUUCUCCAUCAUUAAGUUGCCCACUGUCUUUACCUUCUGUAUCCUGCUGCUAACUGCUAAGAUUGGUUUCUCUGCUGCGGACACUGUGACAGGGCUGAAGCUAGUGGAAGCUGGGGUUCCUAAAGAGCAGCUGGCUCUUCUGGCAGUUCCCAUGGUGCCCCUGCAGAUCCUGCUUCCUUUAGUUAUUAGUAAAUACACAGCUGGUCCACGUCCACUUGAUGUUUUCUACAAGGCUUUUCCAUUCAGGCUGCUGAUUGGUCUGGAGUAUGCCCUACUUGUCUGGUGGACCCCAACUGUUCGGCAGGAGGAGGGCUUCCCUGUGUAUUACUAUGCUGUUGUGCUGCUAAGCUAUGCUGUGCAUCAGGUGGCACUAUAUAGCAUGUAUGUGGCCUGUAUGGCCUUUCACGCUAAGGUUAGUGACCCUGUGAUAGGCGGCACCUACAUGACACUUCUGAACACUGUGACUAAUCUAGGGGGGAACUGGCCCUCUACACUAGCUCUGUGGCUGGUAGACCCUCUCACCUUUAAAGAGUGCCAGGGAGCACCUGGACAGACAUGCAGCUCCCUAGAAGAAGCAGAGCUCUGUGUUAGAGAGGGUGGCAUAUGUGUGACUGCAUUGGACGGUUACUAUGUGGAGUCUGUAGUGUGCAUUGUGAUUGGUAUCAGCUGGUGGAUAAUUUUCGGGAAAAAGAUGAAGCGAUUACAAGAAGAGAGCCCCUCUGCAUGGCAUUGCAGUGUUGCCAAAUAACAUCAUCUCUUCUGGACUCAGCACGCUACUGUCACUCUCAUUUUGAAGUUACUCUAUUCUUUGCCCUUUCUCACCCUCUUUCUUCCACACACAGUGACUGUAAAUGUUUUUUUCUCACUACACAAGGCCUGUGGACAGGCUUGAAACCUUUAAAGGACUGAAAUGGUCAAAUAUGCUGUACUACUAAAUAAUUAUCAUCUGUACUCCAUUAUCCUCCAGAACCAUAAGUUUAGAGCCAAACUGAAGGCCAAUAGAGCUAAUGAUUCACAGAAAUAGUUUGUGUAAAGAAUUGAUGCAUAACAUUUAUUCUCAAAAACUUCAACAUGACAUUCUCUGCUCAGAUGCCUGCUUAAUCAAGCAUUCUAUGCCUUUAUUCAAGAAAGACUUAAUUGUAACUGAGCUGUCAGGUCUGAAAUGGAAUACUGAUAUUUCUACAGAGUUUCCCAAUUUCUAUUUUGGGCCAUGUUGUAGAUAUUGCAUUGGUUGGUCUUCUUUUGAUUGAUUUGCUUAUUUCUGUAUCAUGUCAGAGAAUGUGGGCUGGGUUAGUCUGAUUUUGAGUUUAAGAUCUUAAAUCACUGAGAAACAAAAUUAACUUGUUUUCAACAUAAUAGGCAAGUGACAUUGUUCUUUGUUUUUUAAUCUGUGGAUUUAUUAAUUUACCCUUUUCAGUAUGUUUUAUUAUUAUGUUUAUUAUUUUUUUAUGACCAGUACAUUCAAUGCCAUUUGAAUGUGUGUGACUGAACUCAUGUUCAUGCAACCAGUCAUGUAUUUUGGAGAAAAAACAUUUGUUUGCUUUGCUAAAACGUGUCAACAAAGUAAGGAUUAUCUUUUCUAUAAAUGAUUUAGACGUUCCAGCUACUGAGCGGAAUGUCCAGAAUUUAGAUGACUAUAGUCUGUAAUUGGAUGUUUAUGCAAUCACCAGCACUUUUACUGCAGGUUACAUGGGUCCUUGAUGGUGACUUGUCUUUUAGGCUCACCAUUUUACUUGAUUUUAAAUUUGCAGCAUGCAAAUGUAUUUCCUUUGUUUAUUAAUUAAAUGUUCACUUUCACGGAGUGCAAUUUGGGGAGAGGGUACAGUUGCAGUGACUUUUGUAAAUACUUGUAAUUUGUAAACCGUUCUAACGAACCGUUUUUAUAAACAUUCCCAAAGUUUAAUGUAAUAAAAUAAAAAAAUCAAUGAAAGGAAGAUUUGAAUCCGUUGUUUUCUGCCCAUGAAUUCCGUACUCUCGAAAACGCUUUAGUACUGUUUUGUACUAACUUGCUUCACUUGAUGAGUGGGCGGAGUUUCAUUUUGACUGGUUUCAUUUCAUUGCACUAUCACAGUUUGCGGACGAUAACUUAAUCUGUCCGGGUAUAUUACUGAUUCCAUAAUAUUGUGUGAGUUUUGCUGUCAUUGUAAUGGUUCAGAAAUAUAUGACUAUCCAUUUAAUGGCAUUCUGAUACUGGUUUGAAUAACAAUCCAUCUCCGCAUA
Molecule: messenger RNA, 3377 nt
Organism: Xyrauchen texanus (razorback sucker)
Lineage: Eukaryota; Metazoa; Chordata; Actinopteri; Cypriniformes; Catostomidae
Product: acetyl-coenzyme A transporter 1-like
Exons: 7
Coding region: 262-1905 (547 amino acids)
Cellular component (GO): membrane
Molecular function (GO): acetyl-CoA transmembrane transporter activity
Source: RefSeq, a predicted model, not a curated record